Messenger RNA from Rhinocladiella mackenziei CBS 650.93, 1164 nucleotides. RefSeq lists its product as uncharacterized. Lineage: Eukaryota; Fungi; Ascomycota; Eurotiomycetes; Chaetothyriales; Herpotrichiellaceae. The record is from RefSeq and is a predicted model, not a curated record. Gene Ontology annotation, molecular function: DNA binding; zinc ion binding. Gene Ontology annotation, biological process: DNA-templated transcription. Bases 1 to 1164 code for a protein of 387 amino acids. The transcript is spliced from 2 exons. Gene Ontology annotation, cellular component: nucleus.
AUGUCUAUCCCGGAAUCCUUGGACUCUGCGCCGGGUGAAUCCUUUCUGAAUCCUCGGGAAGAGCCGUACAGAUCAAGGACGGACCAAAAGCCGUCCUCCAAAUUCGAUGUUUCCCCAUCGAGUGAACCCUGGCCAUCACUUUCGACUUCAACGGUGGGUCAAGAGGCGCACGCGCCAGAUCUCGACUCAUUUGAAAAUGGCUGGAACCUUCCAAACGAGACAACCGGUGAACUAGUGGAACUUUUCUUCGACAAUGUCCAAAGUUGGCUCCCCAUAAUUUAUCGUCCAUCGUUCGACGAAAAAUUCAUGCGGCUUGAAGCCCCAACGAAGACGGUUGUGAAUGGACAGAGCAUCGAUCCUGCCGAAGUCUUCAUGAUUACCAGCAUGUUUGCAAUCGCGGCAAGAUUUUCCACUUCGCCUUUCUUCAAAGAUAUUGCUCCCCCUGAUCGAGGGGACGUCUUUGCGACGCGGGCGGCCACCAUCAAGGAUGGAAUCAUCAAGACCAUCGAUGAGCCUUCCCUUGAAUUCGUCAAAGGCCUUGUGAUCCUUGCUUUUUAUCACUUCGCCGCAGGACAGUUGGCACCAGGAUCUGUCUUGACCAGCGUCUGCGUUCGCUUUGCAUACGACCUUUCACUAGAUGAGGUUGACGAGGAUCAGAUCAAUGAUGACGGAACUCUCAACGAUGACAGUUUGGAUGACGUGGAUGCUUGGGUACGCAGAGAAGAACUUCGCCGGCUUUGGUGGUCAAUAUGGGAGCUUGACACAUUUGUGGCCACUCUCUCUCGUCAACCAUACGGCAUCGAAAGAGGUGAAAUGAAGGUGUUCCUGCCCGUUUCCGACCAUCAAUGGGUUUCUAGGACUCCCAUCAGGUCAUCACCCGUGGCGUACCGGCCAGACACGGUAUGGAAGAGUCUGCAAGGGUCUCCAAAUCAAGCUGCUCGAGCCUGGUUCCUUGUGACCAAUUAUCUCAUGUCUUGCAUAGCUCAUGCUGGACGCCAGCCAUCCCGAAUCUCUCCCGAUACCAGAGCGGGCCUGGAAAGCGCGUUAUGCUGUCUGAAACUUUCCUUACCGACAGAAUUUCAACUUCGGUCCCUUUAUAUUGGCCAGAAAAAUUUCCCCGAGGGAAAUUGGAUCAUCUCAACACAUUUGAUGAUUCUAGCGUAA